Molecule: messenger RNA, 672 nt
Organism: Rotaria socialis
Lineage: Eukaryota; Metazoa; Rotifera; Eurotatoria; Philodinida; Philodinidae
Source: the annotation of a GenBank genome assembly
AUGAACCGUCCAGUUGCAACAACAAACAAUAAUCAACAGAAUCCAAGCAGCUACCCCCAGCAAAGUACAUUUAAGAUAAUGCUAUUGGGCGAUAGUGGUGUUGGCAAAACAUGUUUAUUAGUACGUUUUAGAGAUGACACAUUUUCAUCUGGUAGUUUUAUUGCAACUGUCGGCAUUGAUUUUCGAAACAAAAAUAUUGUGAUCAAUAAUAAACAAGUGAAAUUACAAAUUUAUGAUACAGCUGGUCAAGAACGUUUUCGAUCUAUAGCUCAUUCAUAUUAUCGUGAUGCCCAUGCUCUUUUACUUCUCUAUGAUAUAUCAUCAAUAAUAAGUUUUAAUCAUGUUCGUGAUUGGCUAAGUGAAAUAAAAGAAUACGCACAAACAGAUGUUAUUAUUAUGUUAGUAGGUAAUAAAGUUGAUAAAAAAAAUGAACGUGUUGUAACACGUGAAAUGGGUGAAAAUUUAGCCAAGGAAUAUGAAGUACCAUAUGUAGAAACAUCAGCCAAAACAGGUUUAAAUGUUGAAUUUUGUUUUACAGCAGUAAGUCAAGCGUUACUUGCGCAAACCGAUUCAACCUCAUUCCAUACACAAACGGCUUCAAAAACUUUAAAUAAUCUUGUACAAUUAAACAAUCGACCAUCAAAACAAAGUGUAUGUUGUUUACAAUCAUAA